CAACUUUCCAAUUAAUUAAGUUCAAAGGUGUGUUCUACCUCCACACCACAGCGCCGCGCCGAUGGGUGCUGACAAGGGCUACAGCACCGGUCCUGCGCCCGUAGCCAUGGAUGUUGACAAGACUCACAAGACUGAGACAGAGCUCCUGCCAGUCACGGUGCUGAGCGGCUUUCUGGGGGCUGGCAAGACCACUUUGUUGCAACACGUGCUUCACAACCAGGACGGCCUGCGUGUGGCUGUGAUCGUCAAUGACAUGGCAGAGGUCAACAUCGAUGCCAUGUUGGUGAAUUCUGACCAGGUGCCAACGGCGCCAUCCGUGCUAUCCCAGGUGCUGACCGUGCAAGACAAAAUGGUCGAGAUGCAGAACGGCUGCAUUUGCUGCACUUUGCGAGACGACCUCAUCGAACACGUCACCCACCUGGCGGAGGAGAAACGCUUCGAUUAUCUCUUGAUCGAAAGCACUGGCAUCUCUGAACCGAUGCCCGUGGCCGCCACCUUUGUUACGGAAGUGGAGGGCAAGGCCAUGCUGGGGCAGGUGGCGAGGCUGGAUACCCUGGUGACGGUGGUGGAUGGCAAGAAUUUCUUCGAGACCUAUGGAACCACUGAGAGGCUGGUGGACCGCCCCCAGUUGGGCGCAGAGAAUGGAGACCAGCGGAACAUUGCGACACUACUGGCAGACCAGGUGGAGUGCGCCAAUGUCAUUGUGAUUAACAAGGUGGAUUUGCUGCAGGAGGAAGAGAUUCUGCAGCUGGAAGCAUUGCUGAAAAAGAUGAACCCCAAGGCAGAAUUGGUGCGCUCCAGUUAUGGCAAGAUUGACCUGAAGUUGGCGCUGAACACGCACCGUUUUGAUUUCGCAGAAGUGCAGAAAAUGCCCGGCUGGCUACAAGAGCUGCAGGGGGGCCAUACGCCCGAAACUGAGGAAUACAACAUCUCCAGCUUGGUCUUCCGUUCUGACAAGCCCUUCCACCCGGACCGCUUGGAGCAGCUGAUGUUCGAAGGCUUCGACGAUUUGCUGCGGUCCAAGGGCCUGCUGUGGGUCGCUGGACGGGACCACGCAGCCCUGGUCUGGGGCCAGGCAGGUGGUGCGGUGACCCUCGAGGCAGGCGCCUGGGCACAUGGAUCAGUGCCCACGGAGCAGUGGCCUCCGCAUUUGGAAAAGUACAAGACGAGGCCGUAUGGUGACAAGCGCACAGAGUUGGUCUUCAUCUCUCGAGAUUUAGACAAGGAAGCGCUCCGAAAACGUCUCGAGAAUGCACUGGUCACGGAUGAAGAGUUCCAGCUGGGGCCAAAAGGUUGGGAGAAGUUCAUCAAGGAUUGAGAUUUCACGAAGAAUUUGUGAUUUUGGAUGGUGUGGGGCAAAACAAUUGGAUGAUUUUAGAUGUAUAGAAAUUUAUAUGUACAGCUAGUCUGUUGCAAUGAUACGACUUUCGAUGCCAAGUGAGCUCAGUCGUCGAGGGGUGAUGAAUUGAUGAUUUGACCCAGCUUUAACGGUCACAGCGGUAAAACAGCAGCG
Molecule: messenger RNA, 1513 nt
Organism: Cladocopium goreaui
Lineage: Eukaryota; Dinophyceae; Suessiales; Symbiodiniaceae
Source: the annotation of a GenBank genome assembly